This is a messenger RNA of Volvox carteri f. nagariensis, 2928 nucleotides long. RefSeq lists its product as uncharacterized. The record is from RefSeq and is a predicted model, not a curated record. Lineage: Eukaryota; Viridiplantae; Chlorophyta; Chlorophyceae; Chlamydomonadales; Volvocaceae. Bases 7 to 2172 code for a protein of 721 amino acids. The transcript has 11 exons.
UACACCAUGGCCUCUAUAAACAACGCGUUCGCACUUCUGAAAGGGGCAUCAGCUGCGGAGCAGCAGCUGAACAAGAAGAAGAAGAACAAGAAACCAGCUGCUAACGCCAAUCCCUCACAAGCUGCUCCUGCACUUGCUCCAGUAGCGCCUCCACCACCAGCACCUGUUUUGGUGCCACCUGUCAGCAACGAUCUGGUCAUUGGAGUGAACGAAGCGUGCGCAAUCUUCGAGCGCGCGGCUCGUGAGGCUAAGACGCAGUCUGACAAGGUCAAGCUCUGGAAGGAGUGGACACGACUGGCGAGUGACAAGGCGUCAAAGUUGAAGUACGUGGAUGCUGAUGGAGUCAACCUGGACUUCAAGCAGGUCAUUUUGCGAUGCAAGGCGUUAGAGAUCUGUGCCGAGAGCUGUAUUUCCACACCGCUGCAAGCGGACAAGGAGAGCGUCCUGGCACAGAUGUUCGCAUCAUUCCUGCCUAAUGAGUCCGGGGUCUGCAACGCAUUGGCGAACAUACUUCUGCGGCUUUCGAACUCUCUUGGCCAGGACGCCCCGGACACCUUGGGUGCAGCACAGCGCGCUGUGAGCAGUCUGGUGCAAACCCUCAAGUCCGCGGCCGUGCAAGACGAAGCGGAGGCAGAAGCAGCGAACCCAGUGGCUGCCUGGCUCGGCCGUGUUUCGGCGCUGGACAAGGAGAUCGUGCGCCAGCAUGCGCUCUUGCAGAAGCUUGGAGCAGCGAACAAGAACGUUGUGACGAGGGAAACCGCCAACACGGCCCGUCAGCUCGUGAAAUUGCACGAGGAGAAGUUCGAUCUGCUACAGCCGGAGGCCGUACCUGUAGCCAAGCCGCCUUCAGGGGCACUGGGGGCCUGCCUCCGCAGCAUCGAAGAGCUCAAGGCUGUGAUUGGGGCCCACCUCAAGGAGGCGGAGCUGAAAUCGGGAGGCGCAGCGGCGGUGGACGCUUCAUCUCGUGCUGCGCAGGUGGCGAACUACAAGCGCGAAGAGGAGAUUCUUGCGACACAGGCUGCACAGGUCUCAAGCCAAAUCCGCACCCUUGAGGCGCAGCUUCAUUCGCUGCGCGCGCAAGCUGCUGAGAUUGAGGAUAAGCGUGCGGCAUUGGCAGGAAGGCAACGGGGCGUAUGGGAGAAUGGCAACAGCGCAGGCGGCAAGGGCGGGCGGGCGCAGGCUGGCCCAGCAGUGCUCACCCCAGCGCAUUACCGAGAUGCUUUGGGCUUGGCGGAGACGCUGGCGGACCUGGCGGACCCUGGCCGGUCGGCCGCUGCCUCUCCAGAGCAAAUUCUUACUGUGCAAAGCGCCCAGGUCAACGCGCCAGUGGAUUAUGUGGCCGCGGCAGAGCACCUUCUGAGCGCUGCGCUUGGCUUCCUUGGCGAGGUGCCGGCCAAGCUGACCUUUUGCCGGCAGCGCAUUGCACAGGCAUCCAAGCUCGCGCAACUGGGUGCAGUGGCCGGCAAGGUCCUGGAGGGCAGCAAGCGCCAGGCGGAAGAUGCGGAAAAGCUUCUGUCUGACACGAUGGCAAUGGCAGAGGAGAUGGUGGCAGCAGCUUCCCAGGUGCGUGCCGACGCGCACAAGCGCUACGAUUCCAUGGUACGGUUUAACCCCGAGAAGGCAUCUGUGGUGGCUGCACACAUCCGCAACACCGACGCUCUGGCAGCACAGGUGGUGCAGCAAUAUAACCUCAUCCUGGGCACGGCGAACGGGUCAGCACCUGUGGUUCCUACGGUCACCGCCCCUACCGCGGCGGUCCCCGUGGCAGCUGUCGCUACUGACCCUGCACCGGUGGUGUACACCCCACUGGUCGGCGCUCCCGUCGCAUCGGCCAGCGGCCCCGUGGCCUCGGCGGCGAGCCCCGUCCGAUCCCCGGCGGGCCCAGGCCCGCGCACGCCAGCUCCGGCCCCGGCCACCGCACCUAAGGCAAAUGGCGGCCCUGCGGCUACCCCUGCUCCAGCUCCUGUUGCAGCACCAGCACCGCGUCCAGUGCCGACUGGGCCACCUCCGCGGCAGUGGGCCAAGGUGGAGACCCCCGUGGUGAGCUUGGCCGCCGACAGCUCGCUACCCACACCAGCGGAGGCCUUUAAGGGGCCUUCGACGUCCGCGGGGACGUCUGAUCCGGAUGGCUUUAAGUCCGCCGGAAAGAAGAACCAGCGGAAGAAGGCGUAAACGCAGCCCAUAGGAUCUACGGUAAUGUUUAGAGCUGUAGGCUGCGGUUGGCCCGACAACAGCCAUGUGGCUUCGUAUGCGCCACGUACCCGGAGGCUCUUCGGCCCUGCAUCAUCAGUAAUGCUUCCGGCAGAUGUUUUGCGAAGCUGUCCCGUCGUGCAUGCGUGCGCAUGCGCAUGAUUUGCAACGUAGCCAAGUCAGCCUUUCAACAACCUUCGCGCUCGGACUGGAUAAGUGUCAUCUGGCUGGCUUUGACACUAACUGUAUCGCGCACUCGGAUUGGCAUGUGUUUUAGAGCAUGCCGUAUGUCAGGCUUUUAGCCGGCAUGAGUACUCAACAGCGGACCGUGUGAUCUAGCACAAGGCAGGUGAGGGCCUGUCAUACUGCCAGCCGCAUUGUCCGGCUGUUUUCCGUGACAAGGGCGGCUCAAUUCGGAAGCAUGGCAGUCGUUAUUGCCUAUGUACGGUUCAGGCCGCCCGAUAAGCACGGUUCGUGCGUGGAAAUGGAUCUGUACCGGCGCGGGAGCGGCUUACUUGAUCCCGGAGAGUAAGAGUAGGUCGAUUAUGAGUUUUUUUCCCGGUCGACGUCGUGUCUGAGAUUGGUCGGCGUUUCAGUACACGACUCCCCGUGCUGCAAAUAAAGCCGAUAGCAUUUUGUACGCAUUGUAUUUCUUGAUCUGCUUUCGUAUAACUUGGCGGUGGGACUCCGCAGGGGUGGUGACUCUUCUGUGUAAUGCGUGUAAAUUAGAUGUUUUGC